CUCUCCAUCGACGAGAAGCUUCGUGGAAGGGGGAGGGAAGGAACGGGGCUGAAGAUGAGUAGAAAAACCACAUUUUGGACCGGCGGUGAGCGGCCAGACGCUGGGAGGUCUCUCUCUAUCUCUCUCCGUCAAAUACAACGUAGUUGACCGGUUGUGUCGAUUGACCUUCUAGAAAGUCUGGAUCCAUUUUGCGAAUGUUUCUUCACGGAAUUGGUGCGCCAUUUCGACACCAAAUCCAUGGGCUCGAACGAGAUUUUUAUGAGAUUUUCUAGUUUGGUUUUCCUUCGCCCCACCCUCGGGCUCGAGUCAAAAGCUUGGAAUUGGUGCGAGGUUUGAAGGUUCAACGCGACGCUGCCGUCCCUUCCGACCACGAAUCUUUCAACGAAGAUGGCUCUUUUAACAUUACUCCCCUCCCUUGUCAUUUAUAGCAGCCUGAAAGCUCUGAUGAUCUAGGGAUUCUGGCGUCGGACGGAUAAAUAAGCGAUUUUUCUGGCCCUUUUUAUGAAUCGGGCUUGCAAGUGCAUCGGAGGUGUGAUUUUUCUUGAGUUUUUUGUGUCUUCACAUUGAGAUUCUUCUCUCUUUUCUAGAGUCUGCUGCUUCUUAGCUCACCGGUCUCGGAGAGGGAGGAGGUUGGAUUGGAUCUUCUUCGUUAUCUAUUUGUGUCUGCCGCUAGGCGUGGGUUAGUAUUAUGGGAAGUUCUUAAAGGCGAGACUUUUAAGAGUUCUAGCCAUUUUUGCUAAGAUUGGUUUUGUCGAAGACAAGGAGAUACUUUUGUCUGCUGGGGGAAUUUAGGGAGUUGCAGGGGCUUUAAAGCUUUAAAGGUUGUAUCUUUCUGAUUUCUCCUUGAAAUUAGUUUUUCGAGUCUGGUGAAAUCGUGGUGUAAGUGGAAUGGCGCGAGGGAGGAGAAGAAAGCUUCAUUUCGGUCGAUUAUACAGUUUUGCUUGUGGUGGAUCGAAGUUCGACGUCGACCACUCUCAGAUCGGAGGCCCGGGCUUCUCCCGUGUGGCCUAUGCCAAUGAGCCAGAUUGCUUCGAGGCUGCCAACCUAAACUACGGAUCCAACUACGUCUCUACCACCAAGUACACAUUGGCUACAUUCUUCCCCAAGUCACUGUUUGAGCAGUUCAGGAGAGUUGCUAACAUAUUCUUUCUAUUUACUGGAUGCCUUUCUUUUACCCCACUGGCCCCUUACUCUGCUGUCAGCGCGAUUCUCCCACUAAUCGUGGUCAUUGGAGCCACCAUGGCGAAGGAAGCUAUCGAAGACUGGCGACGAUAUCAGCAGGAUCUGGAAGUGAAUAAUAGAAAAGUCAAAAUACAUCGUGGGGAUGGCAAAUUCGAAUUUACAGAAUGGAAGAAUCUUAGGGUUGGUGACAUUGUGAAGGUUGAGAAGGAUAACUUCUUCCCCACUGACCUUGUUAUGCUUGCAUCGGGUUAUGAUGAUGGACUAUGUUAUGUCGAGACAAUGAACCUCGAUGGAGAAACAAACUUGAAAUUGAAACAAGCAUUGGAUGCAACUUCAGGUUUACAAGCAGAUUCUAGCUUCCAAAAUUUCAAGGCAAUUAUCAAGUGCGAGGAUCCAAAUGCAAGCCUCUAUACUUUUGUUGGAACCAUGGAAUAUGAAGAGCAACAGUACCCUCUUUCACCUCAACAACUUCUUCUUAGGGACUCGAAGUUGCGGAAUACUGACUACAUAUAUGGAGUUGUUGUUUUCACAGGUCAUGAUACAAAGGUGAUGCAGAAUGCCACAAAUCCACCAUCGAAAAGGAGCAAAAUUGAGAGGAAAAUGGAUAAGCUAAUUUAUCUUCUCCUGUUAGUACUGGUUGUGAUCUCAGUUAUUGGGUCAGUUAUCUUCGGUAUAAUAACCAGUGAUGAUAUUCAAGAUGGCAAGAUGAAAAGAUGGUAUCUUAAACCUGAUGACUCUUCAAUCUAUUAUGAUCCUAAGAAAGCAGCUGUUGCGGCAAUAUUGCACUUUUUGACGGCCAUGAUGUUAUAUAGCUAUUUCAUCCCGAUUUCCUUAUAUGUUUCCAUUGAAAUAGUUAAGGUUCUGCAGACUAUUUUUAUUAACCAAGACAUCCAGAUGUAUCAUGAGGAGUCAGAUAAACCUGCUCAUGCACGGACAUCAAACUUGAAUGAGGAGCUAGGUCAAGUUGACACGAUCCUUUCGGACAAGACUGGAACUCUGACUUGCAACUCAAUGGAGUUCAUUAAAUGCUCAAUUGCUGGAACUGCUUAUGGCCAUGGGUAUACUGAGGUUGAGAGAGCAAUGGCUAGGAGGAAAGGGUUCCCAUUGAUGGAAAAUGAACAAUCUAAUGAAAAUCAUGAGCACCCAAAACUGGCAGUUAAAGGGUUUAAUUUCGAUGAUGAACGCAUCAUGAAUGGGAAUUGGGUUAAUGAGCCUCACUCGGAUGUCGUUCGGAUGUUCUUUCGGUUGCUGGCAGUCUGCCAUACUGCAAUACCUGAAGUAGAUGAGGAAACAGGGAAAAUAUCAUAUGAAGCCGAAUCACCUGACGAGGCUGCCUUUGUUAUUGCUGCAAGAGAACUUGGCUUUGAGUUCUACCAGAGGACACAGACGAACAUUUGUAUCCGUGAAUUAGAUCCAGUGUCAGGCAUGCAUGUCGAGAAGUCAUAUAAGCUGUUAAGUGUAUUAGAAUUCAACAGCACCCGGAAGCGGAUGUCUGUAAUAGUUCAGGAUGAAGAAGGAAAGUUGCUACUCCUCAGCAAAGGUGCUGACAGUGUUAUGUUUGAAAGACUAGCUCAAGAUGGAAGGGAAUUUGAAGAUAAAACUAAGGAGCAGAUGCAUGAAUAUGCUGAUGCUGGUUUAAGAACCUUGGUUCUCGCAUAUCGUCAGCUUGAUGAAGAAGAAUACAAAAGCUUCAAUGAAAAGUUCAUGGCCGCUAAGAAUUCAGUCUCUGCUGAUAGGGAUGAAAAAAUUGAGGAAGCUGCAGAUUCAAUAGAGAGGGAUUUGAUUCUUCUUGGUGCCACGGCUGUUGAAGAUAAACUGCAAAAUGGGGUACCUGAAUGCAUAGACAAACUUGCACAAGCUGGGAUCAAGAUAUGGGUUCUGACUGGUGACAAGAUGGAGACAGCCAUCAAUAUAGGCUACGCUUGCAGUCUUCUAAGGCAGGGAAUGAAGCAAAUAAUAAUCACUUUGGAUGGACCAGAAAUAAUAAGGUUGGAGAAAGAUGGGAACAAAGACGCCGUUGCUAAGGCAUCAAGGGAUAGUGUCAUCUAUCAGAUAAACGAAGGAAAGAAACUUCUUAGUUCGUCAAGUACUGAGUCAUUCGCCUUGAUUAUUGAUGGCAAAUCACUUGCAUACGCUUUGGAAGAUGAUGUUAAGAACUUAUUCUUACAACUGGCUGUUGGAUGUGCAUCAGUUAUAUGCUGUCGUUCCUCCCCCAAGCAAAAAGCCCUCGUAACAAGACUUGUUAAAGCUGGCACCGGGAAAGUAACCUUAGGAAUCGGUGAUGGGGCCAAUGAUGUCGGAAUGCUUCAAGAAGCAGACAUAGGGGUUGGCAUUAGUGGUGCUGAAGGAAUGCAGGCUGUCAUGGCGAGCGAUGUUGCAAUAGCUCAGUUUCGCUUUUUGGAGCGUUUGCUACUCGUGCAUGGGCAUUGGUGCUACCAAAGGAUAUCAUCAAUGAUAUGUUACUUCUUCUACAAAAACAUCACUUUUGGACUCACCCUCUUCUUGUAUGAGGCAUAUGCAUCAUUCUCUGGCCAACCUGCAUAUAAUGAUUGGUAUCUGUCAUUGUAUAAUGUCUUCUUCACUUCUCUUCCUGUGAUUGCUUUGGGGGUAUUCGAUCAGGAUGUUUCUGCUCGGCUUUGUUUAAAGUUUCCCAUGCUUUACCAAGAAGGCGUGCAAAAUGUCCUGUUCAGCUGGCUCCGGAUACUGGGUUGGAUGUUCAAUGGUGCCUGUAAUGGUGUCAUGAUCUUCUUCUUCUGCACUACUGCACUACAGCACCAGGCCUUCCGAAAAGGUGGUGAGGUUGUCGACUUUGCAGUUCUUGGGGCCACAAUGUACACAUGUGUGGUAUGGGUUGCCAACUGUCAAAUGGCACUCUCUGUCAGCUACUUCACUCUGAUACAGCACAUUUUCAUCUGGGGUGGCAUUGCUCUGUGGUAUCUCUUCCUGCUAGCCUACGGAGCCAUCACGCCCACCUUAUCAACCUCUGCCUUCAUGGUCUUUGUGGAGGGGUUGGCCCCAGCUCCUUCAUAUUGGAUCACAACACUCUUUGUCGUCGUUGCCACCCUCAUCCCGUUCUUCACUUAUUCGGUUAUUCAGAUGCGGUUCUUCCCGAUGUACCAUAACAUGAUUCAGUGGUUGCGGUUUGAUGGCCAUGCGGAUGAUCCUGAGUACUGCCAAGUGGUGCGCCAGAGGUCGGUCAGACCUACGACGGUUGGGGUGUCUGCUCGGAUCGAUGCAAAGGUUAGUCAGUUAGGAAGCAGAGUCCAUCAUGUAGUUCACUCACCAUAAUCUGUUGUGUCAUCUGAAAUCGGUCACUCUUGUACAGUUACACUCUCAACCAUCUGCUUCUAUUCGAGAAUCCUCCUAAAUUGUAUCAUUAGAUUCCCUAAAAAAGUGCGGAGGCUCGAGUCAGAGCUGCUGCCCGGAUGGAUGAUGUUGGUUUGAGUAUUUAGGUUUUGGAGGUCAGGUUAGAGUGUCCAUGUAUUAUGAGUUUAUUUUUGAUGCCAUAGCAGCUGUAAAUUUUGAUUCUUUGCCCAUUCGGUGUUGAUUCUUUUUAAUACAGUAAAUUCUUAGUCCUUGUCG
Musa acuminata subsp. malaccensis (wild Malaysian banana) is the source of this 4764-nucleotide messenger RNA. Its product is annotated as putative phospholipid-transporting ATPase 9. The record is from RefSeq and is a predicted model, not a curated record. NCBI's taxonomy places the organism in Eukaryota, Viridiplantae, Streptophyta, Magnoliopsida, Zingiberales, Musaceae. Gene Ontology annotation, cellular component: plasma membrane. Gene Ontology annotation, molecular function: ATP hydrolysis activity; ATP binding; ATPase-coupled intramembrane lipid carrier activity. Gene Ontology annotation, biological process: phospholipid translocation.